AUGGAAACAGAGACCGGGUCUACUCCAUCACAUGAAGCUGAUUCCAAUGUAAUGGAGUCUAGCUCUAGAGUAAGGGAAAAGGUUGAUCCGGCUUGGGAACAUUUUAGCCUUGGGGUGGAUGAGAAGGGACGAAAUACUUUCACAUGUAUGUAUUGUAGGCAAACAUAUAAAGGUGGGGGUAUUAAUAGGAUGAAAAAACACCUUGCGGGGAUAAAAGGUGAUAUUGGAUCAUGUAAAAAGGUUUCUCAUGAUGUGAGAUACCAAAUGUUGGAAUAUGUGAAGGAGUUUGAGUUGAAGAAAAAAGCUGAAAAACAACGUCAAGCAGAAAUGUUUAGUGUGCCUUCCACAAAUAGUGAUAUACAAGAAGAUGAAGAUGUUCAAGAGGUGUAUAGUAGUGGGUUGCCUAAAAAACUUGUUUUAGGUAAAAGAAAGGGUACAAAUCCGGUGGAUAAUUAUUUUGCUCCAAGAACUACUCCAGGAGCUCAACCUGGUCUUAAAAGUGUGUUCCAAAGUAAAGAAAGGGUGAGGCAAGCUGAUAUGGCUAUUGCAAGGUUCUUGUAUGACAAUUGCAUACCUUUUAAUGUAGUCAAUUCAGUGUACUACCAAAAGAUGAUUGAUGCUGUAGCUGCUGCUGGUCCUGGCUACAAAGCUCCAUCUUAUCAUGCUGUACGGGUCCCUUUGUUGAGGGAUCAAAAGAAAGAGGUGCAGUUGUUGGUUGAGUCACAACGUAGGCAUUGGGCAGAAGUUGGAUGUACACUUAUGGCUGAUGGUUGGACGGAUACUAGACAUAGGUCAUUGAUUAAUUUCCUUGUCUAUUGUCCUAGGGGAAUGGUGUUUGUAAAAUCAGUUGAUGCCUCAGAUAUUGUGAAGAGUACUAGAAACUUAUAUAAAUUGUUUGAUGAAGUAGUUACAUGGGUUGGUCCAAAAAACAUAGUUCACAUGGUUACCGACAAUGCUUCCAAUUAUGUAUCUGCUGGAAAAUUGUUGUGUGAAAAGUAUAAGACCAUUAGUUGGUCUCCUUGCGCAGCACAUUGCCUGAAUCUUGUGUUGCAGGAUAUGGGAGACAUGCCUCAUGUGGAGAGACUUAAAAAACGUGCAUCCAAAGUUACAGUUUUUAUUUAUAAUCAUGUAGCUUUGAUUGCUUGGUUGAGGAAGAGACCUGGUUGGACAUAUAUUGUACGUGUAGGAGCAACAAGAUUUGCUACUACUUUUCUUUCAUUUGGAAGUCUUCAUGUGCAUAAGCAUGACUUGCAAGCCUUAGUGACUAGCAAGUUUUUUGUGGACAAUAGAUUGGCAAGAGAGUCAAAGGCAAAAGAAGUAGUUUCUAUCAUUUUAGAUAAUACUUUUUGGGAUGAUAUUAAUGUUCUUGUCAGGAUUUCAUCGCCGCUCAUUCGUUUGUUACGGAUUGUUGAUUCUGAUCAAAGGCCUGCAAUAGGAUAUGUGUAUGAGGGCAUGCAUAGAGCACGGUUGGGAAUCAAGAAGAUCUUCCGAAUGAAGAAGCACUUGUACAAGCCAUACACUUCAAUUAUAAAAAUCCGUUGGGACAAACAUUAG
Molecule: messenger RNA, 1554 nt
Organism: Quercus robur (English oak)
Lineage: Eukaryota; Viridiplantae; Streptophyta; Magnoliopsida; Fagales; Fagaceae
Exons: 1
Coding region: 1-1554 (517 amino acids)
Molecular function (GO): DNA binding
Source: RefSeq, a predicted model, not a curated record